Messenger RNA from Homarus americanus (American lobster), 396 nucleotides. Its product is annotated as translation initiation factor IF-2-like. Lineage: Eukaryota; Metazoa; Arthropoda; Malacostraca; Decapoda; Nephropidae. The record is from RefSeq and is a predicted model, not a curated record. The transcript is spliced from 2 exons. The coding region runs from base 1 to 396 and encodes 131 amino acids.
AUGGCGGCAACCCCAGGGGCCCUUCCAGUGUCUGUGGAUAUGACAGGGGACCUCCCAGGUGCGGCGGCGACCCCAGGAGCUGUUCCAGGGGGAGCAGCGGCCCCAGGGGCUAUCCCAGGAUCGCGAGCGUCCCCAGGAUCCCACCAAGGGCGUGGCGGCAACCCCAGGGGCUCUUCCUGGGGCGGUGGCUACCACAAGGGACCUCCCAGCUGCGACGGUGACCCCAGAUCUGGCAAGGGGCCCCAGGCAACCCAUCCCUCCAAGGGGCAUGGUACCCCAGGGGCUCUCACAGUUGCAGGACCAGAGGAUAUCCCCCAGAGACGUCGUUGCCCCCAGGGGCUCUCCCAGCUGCAGCGCCGCUACCAAAGGCUCUCCCUGGGGCAAUGGUACCCUUAG